UUCAGUUUUCAGUCGGCUACAGACGCCCGCAGGGAGGGCACGCGCGGGCACAAUCGAUCGAUUUAAAUCAACAGAAUCGAAUGAAUCGAACACCGAUUUAACCUAAUACCUCACAUAAAACUCCAAUUCUAUUGUUCCAUAUUUGAAUUUUGUGUUUCGUCUUAAUUUUGCAAGUUUGGUGUGUGUAUUCCUUUUUUAAAAUGAAAGUAGGUUGUGCGAGUGCAGAAAAGAGGGAAAUCGGGACAAAACAAGGAUAUUAAUAAAAAGUCUGUUUGCUGAGUGGCAGACUUGCGAUGCCAUUGGUCCAAUCGUUGUGACGUCAAACGUCGGCAGCGACCUCUGUGUGCCUGGAAGAAGUUGCUAUGAGCGGUAAGCUCACCUGUGACAGUGUCUAAGAAAGUGACAAAGAAAGUGACGAUGGCGGACGCGGAUGCCUUCGAUGAUGAGAAGUUGGUGGUCGGCACCGCUCAGCAGCGCAACUGGCGCGGCAUCCUCAUAGCACUGCUGGUCAUCGUGGCAGUGCUGGCACUCAUCGUGACCUCAGUGGUGCUGCUGACGCCACCGGACGAAGGGCCCAGGGUCAAGGGCAGGAGGCUGAGGAUCCAGGACAUCCUGGAUGAUGACCUGAAGCCGGUGCGAUGGAAUGGCACGUGGAUUUCUGGCGACGCGUUCGUGUACCGCGACGGCUGGGGCGGCAUCAGCCUCAUGUUCGCCUCCAACCAGACCACCAGGACGCUCAUGGCCAACACCACCUUCAGGGUCCUGGAGCCAGCCUCAUUCUGGCUGUCAGCCGACCGGCGCUUUCUGCUGCUGGCGCAGGGGGUCCAGAGGCUGCACCGCUACUCCUACCUGGCGCGGUACACCGUCUACGAUAUACUCACCACUGAAUCCUACCCCCUAACCCCGCUGCCCGACGAGGUCGGCGGCGGCGUGGCCACCGAAGGCCCUCUCCUCCAAUACGCCGCCUGGACUCCUAAAGGCCACGGGCUGGUGACAGUGCAGCACAACGACAUCUACUACCGGCCCGCGCCGCGCUCCUCCACCGGCUACCGCGUCACCGACACCGGCGCGCCCGCCCGCGUCUACAACGGCGUGCCCGACUGGCUCUAUGAAGAGGAGAUCUUCAAGUCGCGGACGGCGCUGUGGAUGUCUCCUGACGGGCACAUGGUUCUGUACGCGACGUUCAACGACACACUGGUGCACGAGCAGCGGCUGCCCUGGUACGGACCCGCGCUGCACUCCGACGACCCCGCGCAGUCGUACCCGGCAAUCAGGAGUAUAAGGUACCCGAAGCCAGGCACCAACAACCCGACCAUCGCGCUGACAGUCGCUGACAUCGCGGACCCGAAGCACAUCCGCACCCGCCACCUCACGCCGCCCAAGACCAUCGUCGAGGAAGGUGACUACUACGUGACGUCGGCGCAGUGGGUGUCGCUGACGGAGGUGUGCGCCGUGUGGCUCACUCGCACGCAGAACCUCUCCGUCGUGUCCGUCUGCAAGAGCCCCAUGUGGUACUGUCAGGAGGUAUACAGAAUAACCUCCGGCACGGACGGCUGGGUGGAGUCCGCCCCCUCACCGCUCUGGUCAGCCGGCGGCGGCGCGCUGGUCACCCUCGCUCCCGUACGUGACGGGCCCGCGGGGCUGUUCCGCCACGUCAUCAGAGCGGAGCACAACUCGCACGGGCCUCGCGCGCUGCCGCUCACGCAUGGCAGCUUCGAUGUGGUGCGGCUGCUGGCUUGGGACCAUGUUAACCAGCAUAUCUAUUACCUGGGCAUCCCGGAGGGCAAGCCGGGGCAGCGGCACCUGUACCGGGUGUCGUCGGAGGCGCCCCGCCCGGGAUCACCGCAGAAACUGCCCUACUGCGUCACUUGCAACUCACAGCCUUCUCCAUCAAUAAACCUGGAGUACUACGGCAACCUGGCCUCGUCCGGAGACAGCGCGUGGGACGGGGACUGGGAUGAGCUGCCCGCCACUACCAGCGCCACGCCCAGCAAGAAGAAGAAGAAGAAGCAGCCAGCAGAAAGCCCAACCCAGCCGCAGCCGUGCCUGUUCCACGACGCGCACUUCUCCCCAUCAUCAGCGUACUUCGUGCUGGAGUGCCUCGGGCCCGGCGUGCCCACGUCCAGCCUGCAUCGCACGGCACUGCCUGAACCAAGGAUCCUGAUGCAUUUAGAGAAUAAUACUGCGGUUAAGGACCGUCUCUCCGCGAUAGCCCUCCCCACCGUGCGCACGUUCUCCGUACAACUGUCCAGCGGUCACGCGGCACGCGUGAAGCUGCUGCUGCCGCCAGGGUUGAGGGAGGACGAGGUCACCAAGUACCCCAUGCUGCUGAAAGUGCACGGAGCACCAGGAACGCAGCUCGUCACAGAAGAGUGGUCGAUCUCGUGGGGCGCGGUGGCGGCGGGCGCGGGGGCUGUGCUGGCGGCGGUGGACGCGCGGGGCGCGGGGGGGCGCGGGCUCGGGGCUCAUCAUGCGCUGCACCGGCGGCUGGCUACACUGGAGCUGCAGGACCAGCUGGAGGUGGCUGAAUACCUGCGCGACUCGCUCCACUUCAUAGACUCGCGGCGCGUGGCGGUCUACGGGCGGGCCCACGGCGGCUUCCUCGCUGCGAUGUCGCUCGCGAACUCACUCGACGUGUUCCAUUGCGGGAUCGCCAUCACGCCCAUUGUGCGGUGGCGGUACUAUGCAUCAGCAUACGCGGAACGUUACAUGGGUUUCCCCAACGCCACCGACAACUACCGAGGCUACGCCGACGCUGACGUCACCAAGCAGGCCGCGUCUCUGCAGGACAAGAUGCUGCUCCUGAUACAUGGCACGGCGGACGACAACGUGCACAUACAGCAGACCAUGGCGCUGGCGAAGGCGCUCGCUGACCAGGGCAGCAUGUUUAGACAGCAGAUCUACCCAGACGAAGGGCACAGUCUAGAAGGCGUGAAGAAGCACUUCUACCGCACCAUGUCGUCGUUCCUGGACGAUUGCUUCCGCAAGCAGGUGCCUCCCGAGACCAAGGCCGGCCUGCGCAAUGGAGGGAACCUCGACUGAGACACGUGGAGGGACGAGGAGCUUAACUCUUGGUAAUCUGAAGGCUCAAAAUAUCCUGAACAAUAUUUAGUACAACGUUUCCAUAUCGAGAAGAAAACGCCUGCUGCCAUAAAAGUCGGCCAUUUUGGGUCGCUCAUUUAAAACUGAGUUUUAUAAAAUAGGGUUUCUCUCUAAAGUUGUCCUGAUGAACCCUGAAGUCAAAGUCUCGUCGUUUCUAUAAUUUUAAUCUUGUUAAAAAAAAAACCUUUUUGGUAAACCUUGGGUUAACUAACGUUUACGCCCGGUUUUGAGAUCAUCUCUAGGUUCUAUCUAUCACAUUAUAACACUAGGUCCCCCCUCUUAUUAUAAAAAAAAACUAUAAGUACUAACACAUAUGUAGGUAGUUCUGAUUUAGAACCUGCUCAAGAAUACUGAUGUAUGUAAUCUCUGGAAGAAAGCGGUUCUAAACUACAAUUAUGACAUUAUAAUUAUGUAUUUAAUUU
Plutella xylostella (diamondback moth) is the source of this 3524-nucleotide messenger RNA. Lineage: Eukaryota; Metazoa; Arthropoda; Insecta; Lepidoptera; Plutellidae. The record is from RefSeq and is a predicted model, not a curated record.